This is a messenger RNA of Danaus plexippus (monarch butterfly), 2808 nucleotides long. It is a transcript of the gene Kat60, whose product is annotated as katanin p60 ATPase-containing subunit A-like 1. Gene Ontology annotation, cellular component: microtubule cytoskeleton. NCBI's taxonomy places the organism in Eukaryota, Metazoa, Arthropoda, Insecta, Lepidoptera, Nymphalidae. The record is from RefSeq and is a predicted model, not a curated record. Gene Ontology annotation, biological process: microtubule severing. The coding region runs from base 324 to 1940 and encodes 538 amino acids. The transcript has 10 exons. Gene Ontology annotation, molecular function: ATP binding; ATP hydrolysis activity; microtubule severing ATPase activity.
CGAGUGGCGACUGGUGAGUGGCGACUGGCGAGUGAGUUGGUGAUUGAGAAGUGUAAUGUGAUGUGAACUCCUCUUUAAUUGUUUCAAAGAAAUAGUUUGUUUUGUGUCACAAAUAUGAAAUCACUUUUAAAAUUUCUAGUCGUCAUGAGAUAAUAUAAUUAACGUAAACAUAACAAAUAACCUAGUUUUAUGUUGAAAAAUAAUGCAAAUAAAAUGAAUUCGGCGCGGUUUUUGUAUGAAAAAUGAAUAAUGCUCUCAGAUUGUUGGUCGCACGCGAUUCGGUUCGUGAAUUGAAAAUAUAUAAUUUUUCAUAGAAUCGUUAUAUGUACGCAGCGGGAAUGACAAUAAUGGCAGUUUCUGUUGGCGAAAUUUGCGAGAAUACUAAGUUGGCUAGAGAAAUGGCAUUAAUGGGGAACUAUGAUUCUGCUCUUGUAUACUACGAAGGAACCGUUCAGAUGAUCCACAGACUUCUCAUAACUAUAGCUGACCCCACACGAAAGUCUAAGUGGCAGUUGGUCCAGAAACAGAUGGCCAGGGAAUACGAACAACUGAAAGCGACGGUAGCAACCUUACAGAUGUUCCAGCAUGAGGGUGAAAAAGCGAUCACGCCAUUAACCAGCACGUUAGAAGACCUGCCCACCCGCGACCAGAUGUGGGCACCGGCGCCUCACGAGAUAGAUCCCGACAUCUGGCCGCCCCCGCCGGACAGAGAUCCCGCCUGGCCAUCGCCCACCAGUGUUGAACACAAAGGCCCACCGACUAUGAAAUCAGCGAGGAACAAUCCAAGGAACGCCAGGACGAAUGAUAAGAAGACGCCGGCUGGACGGGUGGCGACCACAUCACACAGGAAGACCUCGGACGUCAGGAACCCCAAAUUAAACACUAAUAAAACACACAGCGCCAAGACGAAAGAGCAAUCGAACAAGGAUCACAGUACAAAGGACAAGCAGGAUAGGGACAAUAACAACGGAGACACGGACGAAGAGAAACACAAGGAGGACGAGAGGAGGUUCGAGCCGCCGUCAGCUGCCGACGGGGAUCUGGUGGAUAUGCUGGAACGUGAUAUAGUACAAAAGAAUCCCAACAUCCGAUGGGAUGACAUUGCUGACUUGGCCGAGGCCAAGAGGCUGUUGGAGGAGGCUGUGGUCUUACCAAUGUGGAUGCCGGACUUCUUUAAGGGUAUCCGUCGUCCGUGGAAGGGUGUUCUGAUGGUGGGUCCGCCUGGCACGGGGAAGACGAUGCUCGCUAAGGCCGUGGCCACGGAGUGUGGAACGACAUUCUUCAACGUGUCCAGCUCGACGCUCACAUCCAAAUACCGAGGGGAAUCCGAGAAGUUGGUGCGACUACUGUUCGAAAUGGCUCGUUUCUACGCUCCCAGUACUAUCUUCAUAGACGAGAUCGAUUCCCUGUGUUCCCGCCGCGGGUCAGACAGUGAACACGAGGCCUCCAGGCGAGUGAAGUCAGAACUGUUGGUGCAGAUGGAUGGCCUCGGCUCAGCCACGGACGAGCCGGCUAAGGUGGUGAUGGUGCUAGCUGCUACAAACUUCCCUUGGGACAUUGACGAAGCGUUACGGCGAAGGCUUGAAAAACGAAUCUACAUACCGCUGCCAACGCAAGAGGGUCGAGAGGCGUUACUGCAGAUUAACCUUAGAGAGGUCAAAGUUGACCCCGAGGUAGACCUGCGACUUAUAGCAAAAAAACUUGACGGAUACUCUGGAGCUGAUAUAACUAAUGUCUGCAGAGAUGCCUCAAUGAUGUCCAUGCGACGGAAAAUAGCUGGCUUGAAACCGGAGCAGAUAAAACAACUUGCCAAGGAAGAACUAGACCUGCCCGUUACGAGGCAGGAUUUCUUAGAAGCACUGUCGAAAUGCAAUAAAUCAGUGUCCAAAGGUGACAUACAGAAAUACCUCACCUGGAUGGCAGAGUUUGGAUCCUCCUGAUUGAUGUAGAAACAUCACAAGACUAUAGAGUGAAACUGAACUCUGUGUCAGACACAUAAAAUAAAUUUGCGUGGACUAUAAAUAGACUUAAUUGCAGUAUUAGAAAAGUAUUUUGUGUAGCAUAAACGGUUUCUAACACAUUGAUACAUUCCCAUUGGACGAAGUAAUGUAAAUAGAUCUCAAGUGAGCUUUCAGAAUAAGUAUUCUGUAGUAUAUGUGUACAGUUAAGCACAAACUCUAAAUUGUUAUGGGGUGUUUAAUGACUGAACAAAACAAGCUAUGUCCACAAAAAUCUGUCAUCACAGUUUGUCAGUAAAUUUAUAUUGAUGUGAAUACCUUAAUCUCUGUACUUAAAUUAGGUUAUUAUGAGAUUUUUUAUAGUUUAGAAUAAUUUUAUGCCAUAACUAAUUUAUAUGUAUUUUGAUAUAUUUUAUAAUUUUCCAAUACCCAAAAUGUUAUGUUAAUCUAAAAUAUUAAUUAAUACCCUUGAUGGAUUGCAAUCACUCGCUCAAUUAUAUUUUAUUAUGGUUUCGAGGAAAGUUAUUUGCUCAUUUAAGAUUUUAAAAACGAAUUGUUUGAAUGAAAUCCCUAAUUAUUCCUCUUUUUUUAAAGUCAUCAAUUUAAUAUGGUUCUGAAUGUUGGCAAUGACUGUUUUAUUCCAUCAUGAAUGAUUUGUUACUGCCAUAUUAACAAGUAGUAACAACUUACGACAAAUGCUUGUGAAAAAAUUUGUUAUAAAAUUAUGGUAAAUUGGUGAUAUUAAUGUUAUUAAAAUUAAAGCCUUGAAAAAAAAAAUUAAAGAAAAUAUUUUUGCAUCCGUGUUAACAAUACUUUCUAUGUACAACAAAAUAUAAACAAUUUUAAAACA